This is a messenger RNA of Cuculus canorus (common cuckoo), 3563 nucleotides long. RefSeq names its product PDZ domain containing 7 (gene PDZD7). Gene Ontology annotation, biological process: auditory receptor cell stereocilium organization; sensory perception of sound. Bases 657 to 3563 code for a protein of 968 amino acids. The record is from RefSeq and is a predicted model, not a curated record. Gene Ontology annotation, molecular function: protein binding. Gene Ontology annotation, cellular component: stereocilia ankle link complex; plasma membrane; cilium. Lineage: Eukaryota; Metazoa; Chordata; Aves; Cuculiformes; Cuculidae. The transcript is spliced from 16 exons.
GCUCGGGAGGGGGGGGAGCUGGGAGGACACCGCAUCCCUCGCACCAUGCAGCCCCGUGGGGAGAUGCCUCCACCAGCCCCCACCGCGGGGGACACACAGGGCUCGCCCACCCUCGGCCGUGCCUCAGUUUCCCCCAUGUCCCCCGCGUUAAAUGGAGGAGCUGGAGGGGGGGGGCGCAGCGCAUCCUUCGACCCACGCAGCCCCGUGGGGGGACGCCCCCUCCCACGUCCCUGAUGUGGAGGACACGCGGGGCUUCCCCCCCCUCCCCGCUGCAAGCCCAGCCCCGCCGUAUCUGGAUUGGCAGCCGCCGCGCCCCAUGGCCGCGCCGGUCCCGCAGGGGCGGCCAAUCCCAGCGGAUGGGAGGUGACACCGCCCGCCCCGGCAUCUCCGUCCCCCCCGCACCGCCGGGUGUCUCUCUCGCAGGUGGCAUCAUGGGGACAGGCUGUGCUGCUGCACCCAGGACCUGUCCUGCCAGCACCGAGCACCCACGCCAGCCAGCCCCGGCCUCGCACUGCUGAGAGGGAGCGGUGACCGAACCUGGGCAUGUGCUGCUGGACUAUGCCAUGUCCCCCCCCGGCCGGCGGGCAGUGCCGGCACCUUGAGGACACAGCGAGCCCUGACAGGGACACCAGGACGCCGGGGUGCCCAGCGCCACCAUGGCCCAGGGCUGGGAUACAGCGCUGCCCGGGAUGACGACGGGCAGCUGGUCACGGAGCUCCAGCAGCGAGGCCAGCCUGGCUCCCCACUGCCUCCUCAGCAAGCAGAGCCGCCUGCUCAAUGGGACCACCCGGGGCAGCCGGGCCACCUCCCCCAUGGGCCGCGUCAUCCUCAUCAAUACCCCCAUCGAAGCCAGCAGCAACGAGAGUGAUGUCAUCAAUGCCAUCACGGUGGAGAAGAGCGUGGAUGGCAAGCUGGGCUUCAGCGUCCGUGGCGGCUCCGAGCACGGGCUGGGCAUCUUUGUCAGCAAGGUGGAGGAGGGCAGCGCUGCUGAGCAGGCCGGGCUGUGUGUGGGUGACAAGAUCACAGAGGUGAACAGCGUGAGCCUGGAGAACAUCACCAUGAGCAGUGCCGUCAAAGUCCUCACUGGCAACAACCGCCUCCGCAUGGUGGUCCGGCGGAUGGGCCGUGUGCCGGGCAUCAAGUUCUCCAAGGAGAAGACAGCGUGGGUGGACGUGGUGAACAGACGCCUGGUGGUGGAGAAAAGUGGCUCGACGCCAUCGGAGAGCGGCUCUGAGGAUGGGGUGCGGCGCAUUGUCCACCUGUACACCACCUCUGAUGACUACUGCCUGGGCUUCAACAUCCGUGGUGGCAGGGAAUUUGGCCUUGGCAUCUAUGUUUCCAAGGUGGACCCUGGGGGGCUGGCGGAGCAGAACGGCAUUCGGGUAGGAGACCAAGUCCUUGCAGCCAACGGAGUCAAGUUCGAAGACAUAAGCCAUAGCAAGGCCGUGGAAGUGCUCAAGGGGCAGACCCAUAUCAUGUUAACCAUCAAGGAGACCGGCCGAUUCCCUGCCUACAAGGAGAUGGUGGCCGAGUACUGCUGGCUCAGUCGCUUGACCAACGGGCAGCUGCAGCAGCUCUCUCAUGCCUCGGAGACCAGCUCCUCCGUCUCCUCCUACUCCUCUGGGCCAGUGCCAGGGGCUGUGAAUGGGCUGGGAACAGCUGCCCCAGGACCCACCAUCCACACUGUGGACGUGGCCAUCUCCACGGAGGAUGGGCCACGACGGAGCUGGGCGCGGGAGCGUGCAGAGAGGGCCAUGCAGACUGAGCCGGCUGCCGAGGGUCUACCAGAGACACGGCGCACGGUGCGACCCCCCGAGCUGCUGCGGGACACCGCCAUCCGGGACAAGGGUGCCCGCGAGCUCCCUGGCACCCACCCGCGCAGGACCUUCACCCACUCGCCCAAGACAGCACUGCUGCUGGCGCUGAGCCGGCCCCGGCAGCCCAUCACGCGCUCCCAGAGCGACCUCACUGUCGCUGAGGAGAAAAGGAAGAAGGAGAAGCCAGAGGGACAAGAAGCACGGGGAGCGAGGCCAGGUUUGCAUCGGUCCAAGACCCUCGUCAACCUCUUCUUCAAGGGUGGCCGUGCCACCAGCCAGAGCUGGGUUCCCCCCAGCCAGGAGCCCCCAGCUUCCGAACGCCGUGCACGCGCCAAGUCCCCGGGGCGCUCUGAUGGGGACAGAGUAGGUGCUGUGCAGAAGUUUGUCAUCCGGAGCCUGAAGCGGGGUAACAGGGGUGCCCGUGUGCCCAGGGUGGGGGCUGUGGAGCAGGCUCUGCAUGCGCCUGCUCCGUGCUGCAUGUGUGUCCAGCUCUGGUGUGGAUUGAGCUGGUGGGAUGGGAGGCGUUGUGGGGUGCCCAGGGUGGUUCUUGCCCCGCUGGCCACCCCUCCUUGUUGUACCCCCCCAGAGAAAAGCCGGCGUGCCAGUAUCCUGGGCCCUGCGGGCAUCGCUGCCCUGCAGCCCAACGGCAGCGACCCCGAGGCUCGGCUCCCGCACAUCCAGGACACCGCCGCACGCCUCCUCAGUCCUGACGAGGUGACAGCUGUGCUCCGCCACUGCUCCCGGUACCUGCAUGAGGGCAGCGUGGAGGAUUUGGUGCGGCCGCUGCUGGCCAUCCUGGACCGGCCUGAGAAGGUCCUGCUGCUGCGGGAUGUGAGGAGCGUGGUGGCCCCCACAGACUUGGGGCGGUUUGACAGCAUGGUGAUGCCUCUGGAGCUGGAAGCCUUCGACGCCCUGAAGAGCCGCUCAGUGCGCUCGCCUGCUCUCCGCCCAGCCCACCAUGACGUGCCCCCCAAGAGACACCUCAUCACACCAGUGCCUGACUAUCGGGGUGGGUUCCUGCUGAAGCCGGCAGGGGCCCCAGAGCUGGAGGAAGCUGGGGGGCUGCAGGCGAGCCCAGCCCGGCCGCGGGCCUCCCCCAGCCCCCGGCGGCUUCACCCCCGCACCUACACCCCACUCCCCGACGUGCCAGUGGAUGCCUACGCCUGCGCCAGCCGCCCCCCACGUGCUGCCAGCCCCCGGCCCCCCAACUGGCUGCUGGCUGAGCCCCCAUUGGCCGAGGGGCGUGGGCGCUCGCGCAGCCCCCGGCCCACCUGGCACAAGGAACUGCCUGGAUCAGUGCCUGAUGGAGGAGCUGAGGUUCUUGGGAAGCCCCGGCGAGCACGGUCCCCCCUUGCACCACUCUUUGGGGGGGCAGGGGGUGAGACAGCGGCGGGGACAGCCACCAAUGGCCCUGGGGAUGCUGGCAGGGAGGAAGAGGACGAGGAAGAGUACCGGCUGCUCACUGUUACCCUCUCUAAGCUGAAGCACUCGUUAGGGAUCAGCAUCUCUGGUGGCAUCGAGUCCAGGGCACAGCCGGUGGUAAAGAUCGAGAAGAUCUUCCCUGGGGGAGCUGCCUUUCUCAGCGGUGUCCUCAAGGCUGGGCAGGAGCUGGUGUCAGUGGAUGGGGAGAGUCUGCAGAAUGUCACCCACCAGCGGGCUGUGGACAUCAUCCGCCAGGCCUACCGCAACAAAGCCAAGGAGCCCAUGGAACUGGUGGUGCGGGUGGCCGGAGCACCCCCAGAAUGA